AUGACGAAAAUAACAGAUGCAGCAACGAGACAGGCAGUUCAAAGUGCCUAUGACGCCGUUAGAGCAACUGUUGUGGAAAGUCAAGAAAAAGAGUUACAACAGACCAAAACAGACCUAGUAAAUGCUUUCUUAAAAACGAAAAGUCAGGUAGGACAUUACGCUGCAGAUGGAACAUAUGUGCCAGCUGGUGGAACUUAUAUACCACCAAACCCUCCAAGAGAAGCACCUGCACCAGGACUACCUAGAACAUUUACAUCGUCACAUGGACACAGACACAGGCAUGCACCAAAACCAACACAACAACCAACACAACAACCAACACAACAACCAGCACAACAACCACCUCCACAACCAGCACAACAACCAACACAGCAACCAACAGUUCAAAACCCUGCACAACAACAACCACAAACAGAGCAAGGACAUAAAAGAAGUAGAGAACAAGGAAACCAAGAAUUCUUAAAAAUGCUUAAAGAAGAGUGUGGUUUCCCAGAUACUGUUGACUUUAGUGACAGAUAUAAAGAAGCUAUUGGAAAGUUCAAGGAUGGAAAUACUGACCCGAACCUAUUUAGCUUUAUGGCUCAGCACCAAAACGGAUAUAAUCUCAAACCUGGAAAAUACAAGCUCGCUAAGGGAUAUGAUUUAAUAGCAUAUCAUCCAAAUGACAUGGAUGAAUUUACUCCGAGAUAUUUGAUGUCAGAGCUAAAUGACAAUUCAACUUUCGUCAUGAAACGCGUAAAAAAUAGAGACGGAACGAAAGAACAAAAGCUUAUGAAUGCGGAUGACGUAGAUAGGGAAAUUGUUGAAAACGGUCUCGGAAUAUAUGAAAUGCCAGCAGAUGAGGUACAAGAAACUCCACAGGAAGAAGUUCAGAUACAACCAGACAUGGAAGAAAUAGUUCAGCAACAACAGCUAGAAGAGCCUGAAGGAAACGAACAA
Trichomonas vaginalis G3 is the source of this 939-nucleotide messenger RNA. RefSeq names its product protein of unknown function, DUF4106 family. The annotation marks the transcript as partial. The record is from RefSeq and is a predicted model, not a curated record. Lineage: Eukaryota; Parabasalia; Trichomonadida; Trichomonadidae. The transcript has a single exon.